Messenger RNA from Lodderomyces parapsilosis, 1149 nucleotides. It is a transcript of the gene GPI8, whose product is annotated as GPI-anchor transamidase. The coding region runs from base 1 to 1149 and encodes 382 amino acids. The record is from RefSeq and is a predicted model, not a curated record. Gene Ontology annotation, cellular component: GPI-anchor transamidase complex. Gene Ontology annotation, molecular function: GPI-anchor transamidase activity. NCBI's taxonomy places the organism in Eukaryota, Fungi, Ascomycota, Pichiomycetes, Serinales, Debaryomycetaceae. The transcript has a single exon. Gene Ontology annotation, biological process: attachment of GPI anchor to protein; protein localization to cell surface; proteolysis.
AUGAAAGUUCUGUACUUGUUCUUACUACCGUUUGCCUUCUUGUUGCAAGUGGCAGUAUCAGAAGUCUCAAGCUCUGGUACCAGCACUGAACAAACCUUUGACUCUAUUAACAAAUCCAAUCACACCAACAACUGGGCAGUUUUGGUAUCAACAUCACGGUUUUGGUUCAACUAUCGGCAUAUGGCAAAUGUGCUUAGUUUUUAUCGUACGGUAAAACGAUUGGGUAUUCCCGACUCCCAAAUUAUUCUUAUGCUUUCCGAUGACGUUGCUUGUAAUGCAAGAAAUGCAUUUCCUGGAACUGUAUUCAACAAUAUGGAUCAAGCAUUAGAUCUAUACGGAAACAGUAUUGAAGUUGAUUACAGAGGGUACGAAGUGACGGUAGAGAACUUUGUUCGUUUAUUGACUGACCGAUGGGGACCGGAACAGCCUAGAUCAAAGAGAUUGUUGACUGAUGAGAAUUCAAACAUUUUUAUCUACUUGACGGGCCAUGGAGGGAACGAAUUCUUAAAGUUUCAAGACGCUGAAGAGAUUGGUGCUCAUGACAUUGCAGAUGCAUUUGCCCAAAUGCACGAGAAGAAGAGAUAUAAUGAAAUCUUUUUCAUGAUUGACACGUGUCAAGCUAACACCAUGUAUGAGCAUAUUUAUUCACCCAAUAUUCUUUGCAUUGGCUCUUCCAAACUUGAUGAGAGCUCUUACAGUCAUCACUCUGAUAUGGAUAUUGGUGUUGCUGUUAUUGAUAGAUUCACUUAUUUUGCAUUAGACUUCCUUGAAAAGAUCAAUAGAGAGUCCAAGGAAACAAUGGACAAGUUAUUUGAGAUACUCAACUUUGAAAAUGUUCAUUCACAUGCAGGAAUUCGAACAGACCUAUUCAAGAGAAAUGUGAGUGAGGUCUUGUUGACGGACUUUUUUGGUAAUGUUCAAAACGUUGUUGUGGAUACAGCGCCAAGAGAUAUAUUGAAUGCAACAAAGCAUUUAAAGCGUGCUCGUCCAAGCUUUGAUGCAUCAAGUCCGUUGAGACCAAGAGGUCAGAUAGAGUAUGGAUUCGAAGAAGAUGAAUCAGAGAACAAAAUGCAUUUGUCAAGAGCCUCCUCAACCAUUUUGGGACUUGGUGUUACAAGUGCAUUGUUUGGGUUGUGGAAGUUUUCUUAG